Molecule: messenger RNA, 2331 nt
Organism: Radiomyces spectabilis
Lineage: Eukaryota; Fungi; Mucoromycota; Mucoromycetes; Mucorales; Radiomycetaceae
Exons: 6
Coding region: 1-2331 (776 amino acids)
Molecular function (GO): protein binding
Source: RefSeq, a predicted model, not a curated record
AUGGUCAUCACGCGUUAUUCGCUUCGCUUCCUUUCCGAUGCUUACAAGCGAGGGGAUUACACUCCGCCAGCCGAUGCCCAAAGCGGAGAAUCUACAAACGAGGGACCACAAUAUGAUCGUCAAAUGUUCACGAUGGAGAGCGUACAGCUGCAUACGAUUUACGAAAAGAUGCUUUUCUCACAAACCAGCUUCCCGCGAGCAGGAGAGUUGAAUGACUUGAUGAAUGAAUAUGUGGAUCAGUUAGCGAAUGAUUUCGAAGUUAUCGGGCUAACGACGCAGGAUCUGUGGGGCUUUGUUGAGGUGCUGGAUCGGGCAGCGCAAAAGACGUUUAACUCACCGCGCAUCACACGCCACCUAUUCCAUGCUCUGGUGCGAUUGGGAGAAUAUGAAGAAGCAUGUCAUGCGCUUCACUCUUACAUGUACCUGGUCGGUCUCACAUCGCAGGCAUGGGAGGAGUCUCGGUUGAACAGCGAAGCUUUGGCUACAGAUACGCAAGGCAGAAGCAUCCCCAUUCCGAAUAUCAAUGAAGAUGUGGACGAGAUCACCGAUCAAGGUACCACAGAGGAAGGCGAGCCCCCUCAUUCCAUUGCGUCUAUGCGAAGCCCCGAAAAAGAAGCUCCUCAAGAUACGAUUCGUGUCCUCCUGACGGCUGUCAAAAUGUAUUGCAAGGAACUCCGUCAAGGCGUGCAAGCGGUAGAGAUUGCCGAAAUCGCCCGCAGCAUCAUGAAGAAAUUACCAAAGAAAGACGCUCAGCAUACCGAAGAAUCCUGGAAUACUCUGUCUGCUCAGGUUUAUCGUGCUGUAGGUGUGGCUUACAGCUUACUCGCUUGUCAAACCUACGAUCCAGCGCUACGACCGAAUUAUCACAAGCGUGCCUCGAAAUACCUAACAUUAUCGAACCAACUGGAUCCCAAUGUGUGGGAAACUUAUUAUCAGAUGGCACUUCAACAAGCCGAUAUGCGCGAUAUUCGUCAGGCGGUUCAAUCCAUCACCAAAGCGCUUCAAGCGAAUCCUACCCAUGUGCCAUCCUGGCAUUUGCUUACGUUGGCUUGCUCUUGUCCAAUUCAAAACGAUUUCCAGCAAGCGCUGAAAACAUGUGAAAUGGGACUGCAAUACAGAAAUGGGUUGGAUAACAAGAUUAACGGCACCCAUGAUGAAUGCGAGCAACAAAUCCUUCUGCAAAUGACUCAUACCAUGCUGCUGGAUGCUGUAGAAGGUCCGGAUGCGGCUUUGGAGUUGCAAGAAGCAUUAUUCACCACGUAUGCAAAGAUAUCGAAUAAUGACACGAGCACAAGCACGACAAAUUCCGUGCAAGAUUCUUAUCAUCAAGCGCAGAAUGGCAUGGUGAUCUCGGGCUCUCUCGGUAAUUUGAGCGAAGUGCAAUUGGCGGAACAGAAACGCCGUGGUCGCAGCGCCAGCAGUAGUGUGGUCGGAAGUGAGCGAACUGAUCAGUUGGCGAUGCCAGCGUCUCGAUCCCAUGAUAAUGUUCACGGUAACAGUACACUCGCCAGUCGAGCCCACUCCGUUUCUUCAUUCCAAGGUCCCGAAGCCGGCAACAAACUGGCGGUUCCCAGCGAACCUGCCGUGCAUAAACAUCAUCACUUGCAUUUAUUCGGUUCAAGAAGUAGUUCUCGGAGGAUGAAAAAGGACGAUGCCGCGUCCGAGAAAGAAUCGGUGCACAAGAAUGCCAGUACGGGAACUUUAUCACCCAAUGUGUAUGAAAAUCGGGUCUAUCAAUCGCUUAAUAAUUCCGCCACUUCUCUUCACAGUACCGCCCCUUCCAUUGUCAAUGUAAAAGGCAUCUUACAACCUAGUUCAAUCCCGACCCGACCGACCACGCGCAGUCGACUGAGACAGCAACGGUCGAAACGAAUUCUAUCGAAUUUAUGGUUAUUAAGCGCAUCGUCGUUCUUGAAUGCGGGGAAACUAGACGAAGCACUGAAAGCCAUUGAGGAAGCAGAAAAUGUGGAUUGGACAACCAACCCCCGUGUCUGGUACCUGCUUGGACGGUUCCGAUUGCAAGAAAAUCAACCGGACCAAGCAAUUGCAGCUUUCGAGAAAGGCCUGGUGGCGAAUCCUAUGGAUAUUGAAUGUCGUGUUUGGCUGGCCAAAACCCACAUGGAAAUGGGUGCCUUGGAACUAGCAGAAGGCAUAUUGGACAUGCUCACCAAAGGCAAUGGAUGGGAUUGUGCAGAAGCUUGGUUUUACCUUGGCGAAGUGUAUCGUCGAACCGACCGUGUGGAUCAAACGAAGGAUUGUUUAUUCUACGCAUUGGAUUUAGAAAACACACGACCGAUACAGCCAUUUUCAGUUUUGCCACGAUGUGUUUAA